Molecule: messenger RNA, 1917 nt
Organism: Cyclopterus lumpus (lumpfish)
Lineage: Eukaryota; Metazoa; Chordata; Actinopteri; Perciformes; Cyclopteridae
Gene: slc13a4
Product: solute carrier family 13 member 4
Exons: 16
Coding region: 1-1917 (638 amino acids)
Biological process (GO): monoatomic anion transmembrane transport
Cellular component (GO): membrane
Molecular function (GO): transmembrane transporter activity
Source: RefSeq, a predicted model, not a curated record
AUGAGGCUAGAGGCCGCGGCCAGCAUGGAAGUGUUCAGGAAGCUGUGGAAGGCGCGGAAGCUGAUCCUCGUGGUGUUCAUCCCGCUGUCACUGCUUCCCUUACCGCUCAUCCACCCCACCAGCGAGGCAUGCUGUGCGUACGUGCUGAUGGUGACCGCAGUCUACUGGGUGUCUGAGGCUGUUCCCCUGGGUGCUGCUGCUCUGGUACCAGCCUUCCUCUAUCCGCUCUUUGGGGUACUCAAGUCCAGCGAGGUGGCAGCGGAGUACUGCAAAGACACCACUUUGCUGCUGAUGGGAGUCAUCUGCCUGGCCGCCUCUAUUGAGAAGUGGAACCUGCACAAACGCAUCGCUCUGCGCAUGGUGAUGAUUGCAGGGGCCAAGCCUGGCAUGUUGGUGCUGGGCUUCAUGUGCUGCACAGUGUUUCUGUCCAUGUGGCUCAGCAACACGUCCACCACAGCCAUGGUGAUGCCCAUCGCCGAGGCCGUCCUGCAGCAGCUGAUCUGCACCGGUCUGGCCGACGGCCACAUGGACUCUGAAACCGCUGAGGCCCCCGAGGACGACAGCGCUGUUUCAGACAAAGAAGAGAACUUUGACAAAAACCAGCUGGAGCUACUCUAUCGCAACAACAGCGACUGCACUAAACAGGAGCUCUGCACACUCAGCGAGGUGCAGAUCGGGGAGGCCAAUGGUUUGGGUCUCAUCAGGCACACCAAUGGACACCUGCCGCAGGUUGCGAUCGAAAUCCCGAAUGUGAAGCGGGUGAAGAUGAGGAGGGACUCCCAGUAUCCCACCAAGAGGGAUCACAUGAUCUGUAAAUGCCUGUCGCUCAGCAUCACCUACGCCGCGACGAUCGGCGGCCUCAUCACCAUCACCGGCACGUCGACCAACCUCAUCUUCGCUGAGCAGUUUAACACUCGUUACCCGGACGCGAAGGUCAUCAACUUUGGCACGUGGUUCAUCUUCAGCUUCCCCAUCGCCAUCAUCAUGCUGAUCCUCACCUGGCUGUGGCUGCACUGCCUCUUCCUCGGCUGCAACUUCAGGGAAACGUGCUCGUGGAGUAAGAAACGCAAAACCAGGAGAGAGAUUCUGUCGGAGAGGAGGAUCCAGGAGGAGUACACCAAACUGGGACCCAUCAGCUACCCAGAGGUGGUGACCGGUAUCUUCUUCAUCCUGAUGACUCUGCUGUGGUUCACCAGAGAUCCUGGUUUCGUGCCCGGCUGGACAUCUUUUUUUGAGAAGAAAGGCUACAGGACCGAUGCCACUGUGUCUGUCCUUCUGGGCUUCCUGCUCUUCCUCAUCCCUGCAAGGCGACCCUUCUCCUCCUCCUCCUCCUCCAGCUAUAGGAACACAGCACCCAACGACAACUCAGACUCCGACCCGCUGGCUCCCAUGAUCACCUGGAAGGACUUCCAGAGGCUGAUGCCGUGGGAGAUCGUCAUCCUGGUGGGCGGCGGCUAUGCCCUGGCUGCUGGUUGCAAGGUGUCCGGCCUGUCGGUGUGGAUCGGCAGACAGCUGGAGCCCAUGAGCGGUCUUCCUCCGUGGGCCGUCACCCUGCUGGCCUGCCUGCUGGUGUCGGCGGUCACAGAGUUUGCCUCCAACCCGGCAACUCUCACCGUCUUCCUGCCCAUCCUGUCAGCACUGUCAGAGACUCUGCGCAUCAACCCGCUCCACACUUUGAUCCCGGCCACCAUGUGCGUGUCAUUUGGGGUCAUGCUUCCAGUGGGGAACCCCCCCAACGCCAUCGUCUUCAGUUAUGGCCACGUGAAGAUCAGCGACAUGGUGAAAGCCGGCUUCGGGGUGAACCUGAUCGGCGUGGCGGUGGUGAUGUUGGCCAUCACCACGUGGGGGGUUCCCCUCUUCAACCUGAAUGAGUUCCCGGCCUGGGCGGUGGCCAGAAACGUCACCGGGAGCUUAUAA